Cynoglossus semilaevis (tongue sole) is the source of this 2820-nucleotide messenger RNA. RefSeq names its product fibroblast activation protein, alpha (gene fap). Gene Ontology annotation, biological process: proteolysis. Gene Ontology annotation, cellular component: plasma membrane. The record is from RefSeq and is a predicted model, not a curated record. Bases 402 to 2645 code for a protein of 747 amino acids. Lineage: Eukaryota; Metazoa; Chordata; Actinopteri; Pleuronectiformes; Cynoglossidae. The transcript is spliced from 26 exons. Gene Ontology annotation, molecular function: serine-type endopeptidase activity; dipeptidyl-peptidase activity.
ACAGUGGAGUGGUGUAAAUGACCACUUGUGGGUUUCUGUGGGUCCUGACAGUGGCGUGGCUGGAUGAGCUGCGCCCUCGCUGAAAAGCCACUUCCUAAAGGACAGAAAGUUGUUGCGCUCCUGGAAAGUUGCAGGCUGGACCUGUCUGCUGUGGAACUCCACUCUGGAAUGCAGCGGGAGGAAUAGGGAGUCUGCUCCAUAACCUAAAGAAGGGAGAGGCUCGCACUUCUUACAUUUUUUUUAUAUAUUUGCUGCUUCAAAGUGACAGCUGUGGGUGUUUUUCUUUUCAUUAGGAGUAUGGUUACACGGCUGCGCGUCCAGGAAAGUUUUUUCAAAGUCAACUCCAGAAACCUGUGAGGAUUACUGAAGUCUGAGAUCUUCACUGCGACUCCAUCUGCAGCAUGGUCUGCAGUAAGGUGCUGUGGGGGGUGGUGGGGGCGGCUGUCGUCAUCGUGCUAAUAACGAUCCCUGCAGUUUAUUACAGCAAACGUGAAGGACCCAAAAGGCCAUACACACUGGACGACUACUUCAAUGACACCAUCAGGUGGAGAGCCUACAAUUUAUACUGGAUAUCAGAUAAAGAGUUUCUGCACAAGACGAGAGAUGGAAACAUCUUUCUCCACAACGCUGAAACGCAAGAGGAAUCACUUUAUUUGAGCAACUCCACUUUUGCUCAGGUGGAUGCCUCAGAUUACUUGCUGUCUGGUGAUUAUAAAUACAUUGCUUUCGAAAGCAACUACACAGAGAACUGGAGACAUUCGUUCACAGCGUCAUAUUCCAUCUACGACAGAGAAACUUCGACGUUUGUCACAGGAGUGAAUCUUCCUACUGUUGUGCAGUACUUUUCCUGGGCUCCAAAAGGAAACAAAUUUGCUUACGUCUCGGACUACAAUGUGUUUUUCAAACCAGAGGUCUCUGCUGAAACUGUACAAGUGACUAACAAUGGGAAAAAGAAUGAGAUCCUUAACGGCAUUCCCGACUGGGUCUAUGAAGAGGAGGUGUUUGCCUCAAACGGAGCAAUCUGGUGGUCGACCAGUGGAAAAUACUUGGCCUAUUUAGAGUUAAACGACACAGACGUUCAGAAGGUGGAGUUCUCCUGGUACGGAACGGAUCAAUAUCCUCAAACUAUCACUUUCCCAUAUCCAAAGGCGGGAUCGAACCUCACCAAGGCGAAACUCUUUGUUGUUGACACCACCAAUCCGUCCCAGCGCACACAGGUGUUUGCCCCUGAGUCCAUUUCUUCUGGUGAUCACAUUUUGUGCUCAGUGACCUGGGUUACAGAUGAACGCGUGGCUGUGCAGUGGCUCACCAGAAAGCAGAACUACCUUGUGGUUCAGAUCUACGACUCUGACGGAAGCCGCUGGAAGGAAGUGCAGGCGUUUGAACAAGCCAGCAGUACCGGCUGGAUCGGUCACUACGUGCCCUUACCUCUCUUCUUUGCUGAAGACAACCUCAGCUUCUACAAAGUGAUGAGUGACUCUCGUGGAUAUAAGCACAUCCAUUAUGUCAAAAAUGGCAAAGCACUUCCUGUUACCUCUGGGAAGUGGGAAGUCAUCUAUAUUUCCAAAUUAACGAAAGACGCCAUAUAUUUUGUGAGUAAUGAGCAUCAAGCCAGUCCUGUGAAGAGAAACCUUUACAGGAUAACGAUCGGAAGCAGCUACUCCAACAUGCAGUGCCUGACCUGUGACCUGUACGACGACAGGUGUCAGUACAACUCUGCCUACUUCAGCUUCAACGCCUCCUUCUACCGGAUGGACUGCUACGGUCCUGGACUUCCCGUGUACUCACUCAUGGACAAUCGAGGCCCGAGUGUGACGCAAAUAACGAUCCUCGAGGACAACAAGGAGCUGGAAAACAUUUUGUCUGAAUUUCAAAUGCCAAAGAUUCACCACGGCACACUGCAGGUCGCAGGGUUUGAUCUGUGGUACCAGAUGAUGUUGCCACCCAAUUUCAAGAAAUCUAAAAAAUAUCCUCUUCUCAUCGACGUGUACGGCGGCCCCUGCAGUCAGAGGGUGAGCUACAAGUUCAAGCUGAACUGGGCCACACACCUGUCCAGCACGUAUGACAUCAUCGUUGCCAGCUUUGACGGCCGGGGAAGCGGUUACCAGGGUGAUGAAAUCAUGCACGCAAUCUACAAGCGCCUGGGGACGUUUGAAGUGGAAGAUCAGAUAACCGCUGUCAGGAAGUUUAUUGACAUGGGUUUUAUCGACAAAGAGAGAAUCGCAAUAUGGGGCUGGUCUUACGGUGGCUAUGUUUCCUCCAUGGCUUUGGGAGCGGGAACUGGACUCUUCAAAUGUGGAAUUGCUGUUGCACCGGUAGCAAAAUGGGAAUAUUAUGACGCAGUUUACACUGAACGCUACAUGGGAACUCCUGCAGAGAAUUCAGACGGUUACAUGAAUUCAACAGUGACGGCCAGGGCAGAUAAUUUUAAGAGCGUAGACUACCUCCUGGUUCACGGCACAGCAGAUGAUAACGUCCAUUUCCAGCAGGCAGCCCAGAUCUCCAAAGCCUUAGUGAACGCAGGGGUGGACUUUGAGACCAUGUGGUACACCGACAGGAACCAUGCUCUGAGUGGAUCGGCCUACCGCCAUAUAUACACGCUCAUGAGUCACUUCCUGCAGAAAUGCCUGGUUAAUCCCAAGUAGAUGUGAAGAAUGUGAGAGCCUUUGGAUUUAAAAAAAUAAAAUAAAAAUCAUUACAGCGUUCUUGUUGUUUUUGGAUUCACCUGAUAAAAAUAUCAGGUUGGACAUUUUGUAGAUUUUCUUUCUUGUUUCCAUGUGCAAUGAGAAUUGCAUUGGUUUUAUAAAUGAUCAUUGUAUG